Molecule: messenger RNA, 512 nt
Organism: Neodiprion fabricii
Lineage: Eukaryota; Metazoa; Arthropoda; Insecta; Hymenoptera; Diprionidae
Product: endocuticle structural glycoprotein SgAbd-2-like
Exons: 3
Coding region: 22-354 (110 amino acids)
Cellular component (GO): chitin-based extracellular matrix
Molecular function (GO): structural constituent of chitin-based larval cuticle
Source: RefSeq, a predicted model, not a curated record
GCAACGACCUUUUAUCCCAACAUGAAAAUUGUUCUGGUCCUCGCUGCCCUUGUGGCCGUUUCUGUAGCCGCACCCCAAGGAUUUGUAUCCACGCCAAUUCCGGUGCUCCAAUUCGACGACAGCCGCGACGAGUUCGGACAAUUUGCAUUGACCUACCGAACUGGAAAUGGAAUCUCCGUAACGCGUGAGGGAUCGUUGAAGGCGACUGCUGACGGAAAAGACCACGUCCUGAUCCAAUCCGGAUCCCAAACUUACGAGAGCCCUAACGGAGAAAAGAUCACGGAGACCUGGACCGCCGAUGAAAAUGGAUACAUAGUCGAGGGUGAUCACAUCCCCAAAGCCUCGAAUGCGUAAUUUUUUCAACUUGACGACAUUUGAUAACCAGAGACCAGAGCGGAUAGUUUUCGGUAAUUUGAGAGAAGGCUAGAGCAAGGGAGGCUCUGACCAAACAUCAUCAACGGUUGUCGACAAGCGGCCGAGAAGUUUUGGGUAAAAAUGAUUCCAUUCGAGGU